UCACUCUGGGAAGAAGAAAAAAAAAAGUUUGUGAGGCGUGCGCUCCCCGCAGUCACAUCUUAACGCGCGCGCCCUCUUUGCCUGCAUACAAAAGUUGAACGUCUUGACCACCAGAGUGCAUAUUAGUCGUUUCAAUUUUUUUUUUCCCCCCAUUUUCUCACCACGUCUUGGUGUACUAGUGCUGCCAACCAGUCGACUUGGGCCCUCCAGACGAGAUGGCCGUCCUGUGCUGACGAUCCAACAAACGCAGAAGCACGCAAGGGGAACACACACACACACUUUGAAUCUGAGAGAGAGAGACCUUGCAUCCACGAGCACGUUUUUUGUUUUCUGUUUUUUUUUUUUUCAAGUGGCCAUUUUCGAAGUAACACAAAAAAAAAAGAGGAGGGAGAAAAAAACACUGUGACAAUUUCGGAUUGUGUUUUGUGUGGUAUGCAUAUCGUUGUGUCUCUCGAAAAUUCUGUGCUGGUGCCAAGUGCUAAACAACGUAACAAGUGAAGCAACAAAAAGCCUCCCCUCCUUCACAGUGUGUGUGUAUUUGUGUGGUGUGUGUGUGUGUGUGUGUGUGUGUGUAUCUAUUCAACACGGUGUGAUAAAAAAAAAAACGUGUGUGUGUGUCCGGGAUUUUUCUAUUUGGAUAUCGCGAGAUUCUCUUCGAAAAAAAAAAAAAGAAUCUGGGAGUCUUGACAAAACAAAAAAAAAAAAAAGAACUUGAAAACACACUUGCCGAACCCACAUCAUCUUAAAGGCGCGCGUUUUGGGUGUGUAGUGUCUGUGUCUGUGUGUACAGUGCGUGUGUGCGCGGGAGCGCGUGAAAUGGCGCUGUGAAAGGGGCUGCCAUCAUGGAUGGUGGUACAGUCAUUAUCAUCUUAUCUUUAGUCUAGGCCUGGAUUUAUCAAGUUGCAGCAACAGCCUCGUGUUUCUGCCGUCUGGGGGUUGUCCCACAUUUUUUUUUUGCUGGUAUUCUUUGUUGGUUUUUCGUUAAAACCGAAAAAUGCCGCACGUGAACGGAAGCAGCGACGGUGACGAUUUGGGCGAUGCCGACGAGAUCAAAGUUUUUAAACACGAUGAGGAAUGCGAAGAAGAAAAGAAACUGAUUGCCGAAGAAAGACAAUCCGACUCCCUGACUGAAGACAAAUCCAGUCUGGUCACCGAAGGAGAAUCACAGAGCAAAAAUGCUUCGUUAGCCGGCCAGAGUUUCACUGGCAAAAAUUCACUACGACCUGAACCUGGACCAUUAUUCGGUGGUCGGUCGCUGGAGUCGCUGGCCUCAUCGCACGCCUCUCCGCUCAACAUGGGAUACCUUAUGCCCUAUUCGUACCACAACGGCAUGGCCGCUCUCACCUCCCUGCCAUCCAUGGGCAAUAAGAUGGGACAUUUAGGUUCAGCAGCGCAUCACGCAGCAGCAGCGGCGGCGGCAGCAUCAUCGCUCCAGUUCUUUUACCAAGGAGGCGACCCGCUCGGCCAGCCACCGCCGGCCCAUAUGGGCAUUCCACCUUACCAACUCGAUCCGAAAACGGCCGGAGCUAUGGGUCUUCCUCGGCCGUCGAUGUACUCCUUCGCCCCCACCCAGUACCCGUACCCCAUGCUGAGUCCCGAAAUGGCCCAGAUGACGUCCUGGCAUCACAACGGUGGUAUGUAUCCGAUCUCAUCCGCAGCAGCUGCAUUCCGCAGUCCUUAUCCGGCCGGGUUACAACUGCCCUCAGCAUCACUGCCUAGGUUUUCUCCGAGCUUGUUGCCUCACCCAGGAUUGCACGGCGGUCAUCCGUUGAUGAGUCCAGGCCAUGCGGCCGCUUUGUCCAGUCUUCAUCACGGCGUCAAACAAGAGCCCGGACUCUCUAUGGGCCUCUUGGGCGACCAGAAUCACAGAAGCGGACACAAUGACGCCAAAGCGGCCAGCAGUUCGGCGACGCAGUCGGACGCUAGGUCGACGACGCAAUCGACGCCUCCUAAUAAUAACAACACCUCCCAAGCCGCCGAGAAAAAGAAGCCGCACAUCAAGAAGCCGUUGAACGCGUUCAUGCUCUACAUGAAGGAGAUGCGGGCCAAAGUGGUAGCCGAAUGCACGCUCAAAGAGAGUGCCGCCAUCAACCAAAUCCUCGGCCGACGGUGGCACACGUUGAGCCGCGAAGAACAAUCGCGAUACUAUGAGAUGGCCCGCCAGCAACGUCAACUGCACAUGCAGCUCUAUCCCAACUGGACCAUGAGGGACAGCGUCGCGUCGGGCGCCGCUCGCAAGCGGCGCAACAAGCGCGACAAAGCCGCUGACGGAGGAAACAACAUGAAGAAAUGCCGGGCGCGAUACGGCCUCGACCAGCAGAGUCAGUGGUGCAAACCUUGCAGGAGGAAGAAAAAGUGCAUUCGUUACAUGGACGGCGCCGACGAGGCUGACCACUCGGAGGACAAUUUGGGGAGCGCGGGAAGCGUAGGCGAAACGCGUUCACCCGACUCUAAGGUCGACGACGAUGACGCCAGCAGCGACUCUGAUGCCGCAGCGGAUGAUGAUGAUGGAGGAGCCACCUCGGCAUCGGAUUUGGGACUCUCGAGUCCUGGUCUGAGCCUGUCCUCACUUGCCAGUCCGGCCAUCCUACCUAGUCCCAGUACGAGCCUGGCCUCGCCCUGCCCUUUGACGCCGUCGCCGGCCACACCGUCUUCGGCCAGCUACACGACGGGCGGCGGCGUGGGCGGACACGACGCCAUCAUCGGCAUCAUCGGCAAGUCUUCGCUCAUUACGGCGCAGACGAGCCUCUCGGCCGCUUCGUCCUCGUCCUCGUCGUCCUCCUCUUCCGGCAACGGGAGCACCCCGAGUCUACCUUUCGGCUUGUACAACAUGUUGCCAGGGCCUAGUCCGUCCGGAUCGGGUCAUUCUCAUCACUCUGUUCAUCACCACCAUCAUUCUCAUCAUCACCCGCUCCAUCCGGCGCCGUCUGCGGCGGGCCAGCAACAACAGCAGAACUCUUCGCAUCACCACCACCAACACCACCAGCAGCAGCAGCAGCAGCAACACAACCACCACGGGCUGCUGCUACCGCCGGCCAACCUUCCGCAUCGGCAUCCGAUCGGCACGAAUCCGCACGACAUCAACAAUCCGUUGAGUGUCAAUCAGCUGACGGGCCAGUGCAGCAGUAACAGCAAUAAGGACAAGGCGCAUUCGUCUGUCAGCAAAGCCUCCGAUACCAAUUCGCACGCUAUUGUUAGUGUCACCUGAUCACACAACUAUAUUUCCUCCCCACCCAUCCGCAUCUUCCAUUGGCUUUUUUUUUUUCAACGCCAGAAUUCAACAGAACUUGUGGCGCGGGCCUCCUCGCUCCCUGGUCGAUUUUUAAUGAAAUAUGACACAAUAGGAAAAAAAAAAACCGAGAUUUUAUUUUGCUCAAUGGCAAAUGAAAUCGUUUCUUCACUUCCUCCCUUGUAAAAAAAAAAAAAAAAAAUUAGCGCUCUCCCUCUUCCUCCCCGUUGGCAGUUGGUCGAGAAAAGAAGAGCCAUCUAGCGGGUAAUUCUAUGGAUGGUUUUUGAAUUUUCUCGAGAGGUUCUUUAUUUUUACAAGUUUUUGUUUAUAAAACAAAAGAAACACAAAAUAACAACAAUAGCUGAAGGUGCUGAUGAUGGGCGUGACCUCAGGUUCAACAGGGUUGUUUAUUCUAUUAAAUUUUUUUUUUCUCACCUUUUUCGUCUCCGAUUAUGUAAGUCGUUUCGUAAUCCUCCGCAAACUUGGAAACGAAUGGGUUUUGUUUUUCGAGAAAUAUCCAACGAAACGCGAGAGUUUCACCGUCAACACAAUUUCUCUUCCCAUCUAACCGUAUCCCUCCCCCCUUUUUUUUAACAUUCAAAACGGAAAGAGAUUUUCACACACACACAGCAAAAAACAAAAAUUAAUUUUCAUCGUUGGUUCGAUAUACAAUUUUUUUUUUUUUUUUUUUUCAUUAUUCCUCGACCUCUUCGACUCUCUCGGUGUGUACUGUGGGACGGAUGACCGGGAACGCGCCAAUUUUUGAAAACCAAUUCUUUUCAUCCUCGUCGUUGAAAAACAACAAAAAAUUAUAAUAAUAAAGAAAAGCAAAAAUGAAUGAUGAAAAAAAAAAAAAAAAUAGAUAAAAAAAAAUUACAAAAAUGAAAACACAAUUUUUCUCGUGCCAAUCAACAAGAGGUUUUUACACACCUUUCAAAAAAAAAAAAAUCCCAUUAGAAUAUUUGAGGAGCAGGGGGGAGGACAACCCAUUUUUCGCGUGCUCUUAUAAAUCCUUCUUCCUCCCCUCACACUCUCUUGUCUCCUGAUAUGUAUUUUUUUUUUUUUCGAUUUCGGAACAACCACUCGACAAUUUUUGAUUGUAAAUGUCAUGUGUAUAUCUUUCUUUCCCGUUUUUUUUUUCUUCCACUCCGGUCUCUUUCAAACUGCAAAAAGAAAACAAAAAACAAAAAAAAGCAAAAAAGCAAAAAGAAACAAAAAAAAAAAAAAAAAUUAAGGAUUUUAUCGAUUUUUUUUUCGCAUUUUUUAUACAUAUUUUUUUUUUUUCAAUAUUCAUCAAAAUUCUCCCGUGUGAAAUUUUCGCGUGUGUAUGUAUUUGUAUGAAUGCGUUUACGUAUGUUUGCGGACAAUCAUCCAUCACCCGAGUACUUUUGCCGUGUGUGUCUGAUUUGUUUUUUUUGUUUUUUUUCUUCCCGUGUCUUUCUUUAUGAAUGAUUGAGAUCGCGCGAACGCGGGAGGGAUAAGUAUGUUUUUUUUUUCCCCUAUUUGAAUAUCUUUAUAUCUUCCCUCCCCCCAUUUUCAUGUUGUGACUUUUUGGUUCGUUCGUGUGAUUGUGUGUGUGUGUGUGUGUGUGUGUGUGUGUGUGAGUGUGUUGGAUUUGAAGCGACGUUGCAUUCAUAUUAAACAGGAAACCAGGCUUCUUUUCUCUUUAUAUCUCUCUCUCUUAGACUCGGAGUAGUUCUCUUAUUGUUUAGCUGUUUUUUUUUCUCUUCUUGUUAAUGGCGUCUAUUUGACAAACAAAUAAUUGGGUCGUCGAAAUACUCGUGAAAUUUGAAGGGGAGGGGUAAGGGCCUAUUAUGUGAUAUAGUGGAGGAGCUCUUUUAUUUCAUUAAAAAAAAAAUAACAAUAAUAAAAUACGGUGUAGUAUUUUAUUACCACCAGAGAGAAAGAGAGACAAAGAAUUCAUUUCAAACGAGCUUAUAAAAAGAUUACCAAAUCAUUAGCGGAAAUACACAAACUGUGGGAAAAAGAGAAAAAAAAAAAAGAGAUGAAAAUCGCCUCAAGAAUCAACUUGUCCGAAGAUGAAGAAAAAGCAAAAAACUAGGGAAGGCAGCACGAAUUUCAUCUUUUGCAUUUCCUCCCACCUGGAAAACCUGAAAUUGAAUUUAGAAAUUUUUUUUUCUGUUUUUUUUUUUUUUUUUCGUUUUCCUCAUCAGACGGAGCCCCCCCAAUCUCUCUCUCUUCUACCUCCCUCACACAACUCACGCCAUUCCCUCUUCUGUCUUUUUCUAACAAAACAAAACAAACAAAAAAAAAUGGUCUCGGCCUUAUGUUGUUUUUAGUUUGGUUCACCAUAUUAUUCAAAGCGCAGAUUGUACAUAAAUGGAAGCCCCCCCUCCCAUACACUUCCCUCAAAAAUCCGUUUGUUCAUCAUGAAUUUUUUUUUUCUUUCCCUUUUUGUCUUGUACGUCAGAAGGAUCGGAACCCAGCUGAUUGAAUUCAGCAGGUGUGUAAGCGUGUGUUUUGUUGUGGACGACCCCCCAUCUCGUGUGUGCGUGCAUCGUGUUUUUUUUCAUUGUUGUUGUUUUCUUUUUCUUUUCUAACUGCCCUCAUCUAUACCCUCGUUUGCAGCGUAUUGCACCGAUGAUGAUUAGGUUUGAUUGUUUGUUUGUUUUACUUUCAAUUCACAGUCGAAUGUCAGCUUAUUGGUUGUAUCAUUUUUCAUCGUGUAGGCAUUCCUGUAUUAUAAAUAUUGGCCUUAUGUUUGCAAUACAAAGUGAUAGAUGGUGUAUAAA
Molecule: messenger RNA, 5982 nt
Organism: Daphnia carinata
Lineage: Eukaryota; Metazoa; Arthropoda; Branchiopoda; Diplostraca; Daphniidae
Product: protein pangolin, isoforms A/H/I/S-like
Exons: 12
Coding region: 995-3208 (737 amino acids)
Biological process (GO): canonical Wnt signaling pathway; regulation of transcription by RNA polymerase II
Cellular component (GO): beta-catenin-TCF complex
Molecular function (GO): DNA-binding transcription factor activity, RNA polymerase II-specific; RNA polymerase II cis-regulatory region sequence-specific DNA binding
Source: RefSeq, a predicted model, not a curated record